GAUAAUGUUGUUCUUGAUUUGGUGCUUGGUGCUGCUGGCAUCGUUGGCGCUUUUCUUCAAGGGGAAGUACUCGAGGUUUUCAUCGUAUGGAGUGAAAUACUUGCGCCCCGUCCCACUGCUGGGAAACAUGUCCAGCAUAUUGUUCCGGAUCGAACACUUCUCGGAACAGAUCUAUAGACUUUAUAAUGAGUUCCCUAACGAAAGGUUUAUUGGCCGUUACGAGUUUCUGAACGCAGUUGUGAUGGUUAAAGACUUCGAACUCAUAAAAAGGAUCACCAUAAAAGACUUCGAGAACUUCCUGGAUCAUAGAAAUAUUCUUGACGAGAAGACAGACCCCCUAUUCGGAAGGAACUUGUUUUCUUUAAAAGGUCAAGAAUGGAAGGAUAUGAGAUCAACCCUGAGCCCAGCUUUCACCAGCUCCAAGAUGAAGCUGAUGGUACCGUUCAUGGUGGAAGUGGGAGACCAAAUGAUAGAAACACUCAAAGCAAAGAUUGAUGCAUCCAAAUCACAAUAUUUGGACGUGGAAUGCAAGGACCUGACCACACGGUACGCAAACGACGUGAUCGCCUCCUGCGCUUUCGGCCUAAAGAUAAAUUCUCUGGUGGAAGAGAACAACGAAUUCUACAGAAGGGGUAAAGAGGCUUCCAACUUCACUUUCCGACAAGUGCUUGUUUUCUUCGGAUCACAAAAUUUUCCUAAACUUAUUCAGUUUUUUAGAAUUGGAAUGUUCAAGGAUGUGACGACGAAAUUCUUCAAGCAGAUAGUGAUGAGCACUAUGAAUGAACGUGAGAUACAGAAGAUUAUUAGGCCAGACAUGAUCCACCUCCUCAUGGAGGCCAAGAAAGGCAAACUAUUGUACGAAGAACAGACAACAAAUGGCUCUGACGCUGGCUUUGCUACGGUAGAAGAAUCUAAUGUUGGAAAGAGGAACAUAAAGAAAGUUUGGUCAGACAUUGAUUUGGUGGCCCAAGCGAUGUUAUUUUUCAUUGCCGGGUUCGAUGCCAUCGCUGCUAUAAUGUGCUUUGCUCUCCACGAAAUUGCUCUUCAUCCUGAGAUUCAGGAUAAGCUGGUAGAAGAGAUCAAAGAGAAUGAGUUAAAAAAUGGGGACAAAUUCGAUUACAACUCCGUACAGAACAUGACAUAUUUGGAUAUGGUGGUUUCAGAGGUUUUAAGGCUUUGGCCACCAGGAAUAGUACUAGAGAGACAAUGCAACAACGAUUAUAAUAUUGGGAAAGCUAACGAUAAAUGCCAAAAAGACUACAUUAUCCGUAAAGGAGAGGGUGUUCUGAUCCCUGUGUGGGGCAUCCACCGCAACCCGGAGUUCUACCCCGACCCCAUGAAGUUCGACCCUGAGAGGUUUUCAGAAGAGAAUAAGCACCUGAUCAAACCGUUUACAUAUUUACCAUUCGGAGUUGGACCUCGGAAUUGUAUUGGGUCCAGGUUCGCAUUGUGUGAAGUGAAGGUGAUGCUGUAUCAACUUUUGCAGCAUAUUGAGCUAUCUCCUAGCGUCAAGACCACCAUUCCCGUAAAGCUCAGCACAGACACGUUCAAUCUGAAAAUGAAAAAUGGGCACUGGGUAAAAAUGAAAUUGAGAGAAUAGCCGUGACUUAUGAAAAUGGGAAUCAUUUUAGACUUAAAUGUCCCAUAAUAAUAAUAAUAAAGAGAAUAAUAAUAAAUGUUUAUUUCAGGCAUAAUAACUCAUAUUAAAAAUAACAAUUACAAUUGCAUUGUCCCAUUUUAUGUUAAAAUUAAAUCGUUGUAUCACAACUCGUCAAUUAUUCUUACUAAAUUCAAACAAUAAUAAUAAAAAAUAUUAUUAAAAAUAAAUAAAAUAUAAUCAUUAUUGAAUUUUAAAUAAUAAUAAUAAACAAUCAAAACUGUAUGACAUAGUUUUACACAUUACAUUAAAUGAAAUAAAUUAAUUAAUAUACAUUAUUAAAACAUUGGCGAUAUGCAGAUAACAGACAGUGUGUAUUAUAUGGACUUUACCAAGAUGAUAUAUGUUAUUGUUGAGUAAAUUGAUGCAAUAAUAUUAUUGUUUGACUCAUGCAGUCUCCUGUGGAACGAUUUCUUUAAUCUAUUUAACAAUACACAUAAAUCGGUUACGUUGUUCUCAGCGAACAUACUAGUCGAACUGCACCGCCAAGGUAGACCAAGUAUUGCACUCAAGGAGUAUUAAAAACAUUCUUCUUAUAAUUUGACCCAUAAUUGGCUGGUGUAAAACGACUGGAAAUAUGUCUUAAACAACGUACAGUGUCUUAACAAGAACAGUGUGCAAACCGCCUUGCGUGCUAAUAUGCUUGAUAUUAGCACGCAAGCGAUCGCCUUUGUCUGUCUAAGUCAUGAUUAUCUUUUAAUGAGUCAGUUAUUAUAUGUCCCAAAUAUUUAAACGUGGUAACUAUAGUUAAUGGACUACCACAUAAUGUUAUUUCUGGGAUGCUUCUAAUUCCGUUACCAGCUUUAAAUAUCAUUACUUCCGUUUUAAUAACGUUAUAUUUAAGGCCAUGUAUAUGCGCAUAUUUUUCACAAAUACCUAACAGCUUACGGAGGCCGGCCACCGAGGGGCUCAGAAGCACCAUAUCGUCCGCAUAGCUUAAGUUAUUAACACAUGCUCCGCCAAUGUGACAACCGACUCUGGUGCUGCUGAGCUCCUCCAGCAGACCAUUCCUAUAAAGAUUAAACAAAACUGUUGAGGUUACUCCGCCCUGCCUAACCCCGCAAUCAAGCUUAUAUGGUACAGAGAGGGACUGUCCCCAUCUGACUUGGUACUCUUGAUUCGAGUACCAAUACUGUAAUAAAUUAAUUAUUCUUGUAGGUACUUUUGUUUGUCUCAACUUAAGCCAAAGUAAAUUAUAAUCUAUUGAAUCAAAAGCACUGCUAAAGUCUAGAAAACAAGAGUAUAUUGAAGCG
Chilo suppressalis (striped riceborer) is the source of this 2910-nucleotide messenger RNA. NCBI's taxonomy places the organism in Eukaryota, Metazoa, Arthropoda, Insecta, Lepidoptera, Crambidae. The record is from the annotation of a GenBank genome assembly.